UUUCCUCACCAAAAUCGCGAGACACAGCACUGUGAAGAUCCUUCAUGCGCUUUACAGGAAGGCCCUUUUGGCCACUACAGUGUCAGGCGCUACCAGAAGGAGAUGCGAGCACUUGUCUCAACAGCCCAGAAUGUCUGGAGAGUUUUUGUAUCAGAAAGGAAGCCAGGCUGGAAGUAUCUGAUGCAGCUUUUUGCUGUUUGCUCUGCAGUUGGCUUCCUUUCAAGCCUUCUCUUCUUCCUUGGCAUCCGCUUCUCCCUGGCUCAACAGCCUCUGGGUCCCUUACUGAUUUCUGGCCUCAUCUGGAUCUCACUUUCUGUCGCGCUCUGCUGUUUCAAGCACCUGCGCUGCUUCAGCACCCUGUUCCUUCUCUCCUGUGGGCUGCGAGAAGGAAGAAACACCCUUAUUACUGCUGGUACAGGUGUCGUGGUGGCUGGCAAUAUCCAAAAUAUUUUUCACAACCUGAAGGUUCUGGCAGACAGUAUAACCUGCCAUUUAGAGUUUGAGCAAUUUGACUUGAUAAAAUAUUAUGUUGAGGCAAUAAAAUGGAUUUAUGAGGAGGCCAAGCGUUCCACUGAACUGCCUGAAGAUAUACUGUUGCUAAAUCAUGAGUUUACAUCAUCUUAUUCAAUUUUAGAUGAUGCAUUGAAACAAGAGCUAAAUGACACAAAACAAGAAAUCCAAAGAGUUGCUAACCAGAUAUCUUUUAUGCUGACUAUAUUGCCCUAUAUAGGCCAGAAAGUAUUGCCUAUAGUAGGGAUUUUUCUAGUUUCUUUUGGAACUGCCCUUUUUAUCAAAAAAUUUGUGGGCUCUCAUGGUGUCAAGUUUAAGAAUACUUAUAUCACAAAACAGUUCAUUGCAUUUGAUGAGCUUCAAAAGCAACAGCAAAGACCAGGCCUUCUGCCACUUAGCAAAAAAGAAAGAAAAGAUUAUGUGAUAAUUCCAUCUUUCUGCCUCACAAGGAAGGAGAGAAAACACAUACAGUAUUUUUUUCUCCCUGUAAUUGUUCAUCUUUGCAUCUGGCUUCUGUUUGCUGCAGUAGAUUAUUUGUUUUAUUGGCUAAUUAUUUCUGUGAAUAAACAUCUCCAAGAAUUACCAGAUCUGGAGAUUCAGCUCAGCCUCUUUCAGCAAAGGAAUGAGAACAGCUUCAUCAUUGGGGUGAGAGAGUUUAUUGUAAAGAACGAUCCUUUCAAGAUCUCCUUGUUUAAGCACAACUGCAUCCCUCAACCAGAGCUCUAUCUUUCCACGACAUGGAUCCAGCUUGGAAUCAUCAUCUUCUUCUUAAUAUUUUCUGGGUUAUUCUCUGGCCUCCUGACCCAAUUUAAAAUACUUGUGUCAACCUCGUUCUAUCCUGAUGCUGAGAUAAAACGGAUACAUUAUUUGCAUGCAAAAUUACUCAAGAAAAGAGCAAAGCUACAACAGAAAACUGCGAAGAAUGCGUUUGCUAAAACGUUCCCAGGGAAAAACUGCAUGCUCAUGAACGGACUUCCCUGCCUAUCCACUGAAGUGUAUUAUGCCUAUCAACUUGCAGACAGCCCCCACCAGCUCCUGGGAAAGUGCUGUCUUUGGAGGAAAGCCUCAGCCAUUUUGACGUGCCUUUUGUAGUCCAACAAGACAACAGAGGGAUGUAAUGCACAGUAUAAUCUUGGAAGUAUUUUAAAGAGCCAGCUCUCGCAUGAAUGCUUGUCUAAUUCAACUUUUAGAUCCUGCAGUGAAUUCUACUGAUUCAAGUUUUGACUUUCAGAUAUUGUCUGGGUGCUUUUGAAAAUCCUACCCAUAAUAAGCAACAUUAAGGCCUCAAAAAUAUUCUUCACAUGUGCCAGCAUGGCAAAUAGGCACUGAAAAUUCAAUCUGCAUGUCUUUUGCAAAAUUUCUCUUCAAGAAAAGAUUGAACAAGAGCUUGAACAGCAAACUUGGUCCAGCACUUUGCACAUGUUCAGCUUUUAACACAUUGUUGCUGGAACACAGUCAAAUGUUCAGCAUUCUACAGGGCUUAGCUCUAAAUAUCUGAUCCAUGGAAGAGUUAGAAAACUAUUGAUCUCUUCCUCCAGUGUAAGUUUUAUCCCUGAGCAUGAUGCUGAGCCUCUGUGAUUUGCAGUAAAAUCAGUGAUUAAAUCUAGCAGGUAGUCAGAUUACCCAUGAGCAAAAUAUUUUGUCCAAUGUUAUUGCAAGUGGGACUUAUUUUUAAAAGUACCCAGACUUUUUCUACAAGCUGUACCAGCUACCCUGAGAGCAGGAACUAGUCUAUGAUAUUUCUCUGUAAUAUGAAGAGCAAUAAAAAUCGAGUCCCCUUAGUUUCAUUUCCUCCCACCUUGGCAGAUUUUGAUUAGUAAGGGAAAUUACCAUUGAAACCCCAAACCUGUGUUCCCAAGAGCUAGUUAUCCUCAUGUUCUAGAAAGCAUUACGGAGAUUUAUUAGUUUAAUUAACCUUCUCCCGCUGCCUGACUCGUUUGUAGACAUAUGGAGGGAAUGGUGGACGGGAGACGUAUUUGCCUUCUCCUGCUGUGACAUUGAAAACUCCGCCUUCAUAAACCACUUUCCCUCUUGAAACUGUUGCAACACAGACUCCAUGGCAGACCAUUCCUUCAAAUAUAUUGAAGUCAUUGGCCUGGUGAUGCGUCUUUGCAGAUAUUGUCCUGUGUUUACAAAACAAACAAACAAAAAACCACGGAAAUUACUACAAACUUCGCAUUGUACUUCAUUAUGAAAUUUUAAGAAAUUGAUAGAGGAAGAAAAUUUAGCAGCAUUAUUAAACUAUGACAUUGCAGAGCACAUCAUGGAACAGCUGUAAAAAUAGAAUAGAGCAUUAACAUUUCAUUGAACAGUAAUUACAUUCCAAAAGAAUGAAGAGAGAGUCAAAAGGACAGAACUCUGUAGCCUUGAAACACAAAAUUUUCCACUAGAAAAAGAUUAG
Cygnus atratus (black swan) is the source of this 2911-nucleotide messenger RNA. It is a transcript of the gene DCSTAMP, whose product is annotated as dendrocyte expressed seven transmembrane protein. Gene Ontology annotation, cellular component: membrane. The transcript has 4 exons. Lineage: Eukaryota; Metazoa; Chordata; Aves; Anseriformes; Anatidae. Bases 103 to 1602 code for a protein of 499 amino acids. The record is from RefSeq and is a predicted model, not a curated record.